GUGUGGUUUCAUCUUGUGAUUGUUAGGUUUGAGUACCCACCACCCACGACACUGACAGCUGGAAAAGACAAAACAGUUCAGGCUUUGCAAGACCAGCAGGAAAAAAGCACACCCGUUCAUGCAGAGAAGAGGAAGUCAGAGCAUUCGUUUGACACUUGUUUAAAAGAUGUGUCAAAUUUACUGCCAUCUGUGGAUCAAUCUGUUGAGAAUGAUCCUUUUUUUAAACUCUACCAAAUGUGCUCUACCAAAAAAACGGACAUUGUUGCUAAAUCACCAUGGAAAUCUGAGCUACCAAAAAAACCUCUUGGAAGACCUCAGGUUGAUCAUGAGGAAGCUCCCGCUGCAGAUGUUAAAAGUAGCCCUGAACCAGUCACAACUCCAGAACUGGAUUUCGAGGUUCUUUUAUCCUGGUUAGAUGAAAGUUUUACUGGACUAACUAUCCCUCAGAGCUCAUUUCAUGCAAGUCAGGAAGAGAAACCUGCCGAUGAUAUGCCGUCUGUAGGGUCCAUCACCCCCUCAUUGACAGAGAAAGGUGUAACUCCCGUCUCCCAGAAGAAGAGAACACCCUUGAAAACGCCUCAGAAGUUCAGUGCUGAUGAGGUUGUCCAGCAAAUUCUCUUAGAGCCUCAGUCUGAGGAGAAAACUCCCAAAUCCCCGGAAGGAAGGAGAAGUGUUGGAUCACAGGAUCAGAGCCUUGAUCUCAAAAUGCCUUUGGGCCAGCCUCAGACUCCAGGCCCAAUAGGCAAGAACACUGAAGUGAAAAUGUCACGAAUAACAUCUAUAAGACCAAAUGCUAGCAGGUCUGAAGUCCAAGGUGGUCCAUAUGAAAUUAAGAGGAUCAGAGUGCUGUCAUGCAAGGGAAGUUCUAAAGAAUAUGGGCCUGCUGGGGAAGGCCACUCCCACAGAGGCCGGAAGAAAAUGGAAAAUUGCAAGUGUAAGGGAGAGAGUGCUAAAACUUGGGUGUGGUUUGCCCACAUGGAUAAGGUGUUGGGACAGAGGCAUUCCACCAACCCCCGUUUCCAACUUGCCUCCUCCCCUGAGGACACACCAGGCUCAAGUUCAGCAGGGGAUGACGAAGAGGAGAUAUCAGAUGAGAGCACACAGCCCGGAUCUCCUGACCCCCCUAAUGUGCCACCACUCUGCACAGCUAAAACUUCUCGCCAUACUCUUGCUUCAAAGAGAAGGGCUGAGGCAGAUCAGCCCUGUGUCCUGAACGGCAUUAAUAGCAAGCCAGAUGAGGAAGAGCAUUUUCUUUUAAGUUUAGCUGGGGCAUUGAGACACCUUCCUCCAUGCAGUCGAUCCAAGGUUAAAAUCAAAUUUCAACAGAUUUUACAUGAUGCAGAAUUUAACCAUCAGUAA
Molecule: messenger RNA, 1359 nt
Organism: Rhinichthys klamathensis goyatoka
Lineage: Eukaryota; Metazoa; Chordata; Actinopteri; Cypriniformes; Leuciscidae
Exons: 7
Coding region: 235-1359 (374 amino acids)
Molecular function (GO): DNA binding
Source: RefSeq, a predicted model, not a curated record